Messenger RNA from Rosa rugosa (rugosa rose), 1430 nucleotides. Its product is annotated as branched-chain amino acid aminotransferase 1, mitochondrial-like. Gene Ontology annotation, biological process: branched-chain amino acid metabolic process. Bases 59 to 1243 code for a protein of 394 amino acids. The record is from RefSeq and is a predicted model, not a curated record. The transcript is spliced from 10 exons. Lineage: Eukaryota; Viridiplantae; Streptophyta; Magnoliopsida; Rosales; Rosaceae. Gene Ontology annotation, molecular function: branched-chain-amino-acid:2-oxoglutarate transaminase activity.
CUACAAGUUCUUACUCAAAGCAUCAUCCAUCUCCAGAAUUUCCAACAGAACAACAACCAUGAUUCGAAGGACUGCAUGCUUGAGUAAGCUGGUUCAAUCUGUUCGAGUUGGCUCUUCGUCAUCUUUGCCAACCAAGCAGCUUAGAGAUCACCGCUGCUUUGGAUCAGGGGCUGCUUCUAACGCAGAACAAGCGUGUGAAGCAUCUGUGAGCAGUAAAUUUGGUAAGAAUGAGUAUGCUGAUGUGGAUUGGGAUAAUCUUGGAUUUGGUCUAGUGCCAACUGAUUACAUGUACAUGAUGAAAUGUUCCAACAACGGGAUAUUCGAACAAGGCCAACUUAAUCGUUAUGGAAAUAUUGAACUAAGCCCUGCUGCUGGAGUUUUGAAUUAUGGCCAGGGUAUAUAUGAAGGGAUGAAAGCAUUCAGGAAAGAAGAUGGCAAUCUCCUUAUCUUUCGUCCAGACCAGAAUGCAAUGCGAAUGAAGAUUGGUUCAGAAAGAAUGUGCAUGCCCUCACCAUCCCUUGAUCAAUUUAUCGAUGCUGUGAAGCAAACUGCUCAAGCUAACAAGUGUUGGGUUCCCCCUCCAGGAAAAGGGUCUUUAUAUAUUAGGCCUCUACUUAUAGGAAGUGGUCCUAUAUUAGGUUUAAGCACAUCGCCUGAAUACACAUUCCUUGUAUACGCUUCACCAGUCCGCAACUAUUUCAAGGAGGGUUCUGCACCUUUGAGCAUAUAUGUCGAGGAGGAAUAUGAUCGUUCCUCUCGUGGUGGGGCUGGAGGUGUCAAAAGCAUCACCAAUUAUGCUCCAGUUUUGAAGGCACUACUCAGAGCAAGGAGCCGAGGAUUUUCUGAUGUGUUAUAUCUAGACUCGGUAAAUAAAAAGAAUCUGGAGGAGGUCUCUUCUUGUAACAUUUUCAUUGUGAAGGGCAAUGUUAUUUCAACUCCUGCAACGGCUGGGACUAUACUAUCAGGGGUAACUCGAAGAAGCAUCAUUGAAAUCGCUCGCGAUCAUGGUUAUCAGGUUGAGGAGCGUGCAAUUCCGGUAGAUGAACUGAGUGAAGCUGAUGAAGUAUUCUGUACAGGAACUGCAGUCGGUGUUGCUCCUGUGGGAAGCAUUACAUAUAAAGAUAAAAGGAUGGAAUACAAAACAGGUGCUCAAACUGUUUGUCCACAGCUCUACUCAACUCUCAUAGGAAUUCAAACGGGUCGUAUUGAGGAUAAGAAAGGCUGGAUUCUUGAAAUUGAUUAAUCUUCAUUUCAAAGUAGAGUGGAAUAAGAUGUACACUAUGUUUAGAACCACGGUUGUUGCCCAUCAUUUUCUUAAGCUUUUCCAUUUUAUCAUUUCAUAGUCUAAUUUUGAGUAAUGGUUUAAGCGAAGUGACUUAUGAAUCAGAAUUGGAUGCAAAUAUUAAAAACUUACCUGUCGUUUUUAUUUA